AAAUAUUUAUGUAUAUUUUAAUCUUAUUGUUGUACUACACACAUUGCAAUGCUGGAGAAACGUGAAAAAUGAAAAGAUAAAAAAAUUAUUUUAAAUGGAACAAAGAUAGCAUUCUUUGAUAAAUGGCAUUUUCAAACUACUGGAAAAAGAUUAGUUCCCUUUGUUCAUGGCUCAUCUUCCUACAGGAUCGUAGUAUGAAAUGAACUCUCAUAGAUCAAGAAGUCAUACAUUAUAUAUUGCAUAGACAAGUUGAUAUGUACCAUUAAAUCCAUGUGAUUAUGUCAAGCUAGUGAAGUUGAUUUCACACUCGUACUACCUUAGCUUUGAUGGAAGCCAUCACGGCAUGACUAAUGCUCUUUACAUGAUCAAGAAAAUCAUCAAUCAUAUGUUUAGUCCAAUUAGUCAUGCAACCAUCUCAAUUUCAUAUCCUUUUUUCCUUAAGCUUCCAUAUAUUGAUUUUCUGUCCAGCGAACUAUUAAUUGAACCAUAAUCAUCAAUAUUACGUUAGUGUUAACUUUGAGCUAACUUGACGAGUUAAAAAAAACAUUACAUAAUAACAAUACUUAAACUUCCAUCUUUAAUAUUAUUCAACUAAAUUACCCGCCCGAGAAUGGACUUUCAUCUAAAGUGAUUUACCAACAAAUAUAUAUAUAAUUUUUCUCAGUAGGCAAGGCUGAGAUAAGUUCAUUGGUUGAUUAAAACGGUGGUUUUGAAAAUUAUUUUCUAUUGGUUUGCCGCCAAAUUCAAAAGCUCAUCCCUCAACUGAAAAAACUGUCAUCCUUCAACACUUCUCAAUUAAAACCCCACUUCUCACUAUCUUUCUCUUCUUGGAAGACUCGUAGAGUUGCAGAGACUAUGAAACACUCCACCAUGGCCAGACCAAGAAACAUCAAAAGCUCCUUUUCAUCUCUAAACCCACCACCAUUCUUUGAUUUGCUUUCACUCACCAUUCUUGUUUCUUUCUUCUACCCCAAGAAAAUCCCCCGAACUCUAAACCCUUAUCUUUCUCUCUUCUUUCUGUCUGUCCUUACUUCUCUUGCUUUCUUGGGAAUCUCCACCAUUAAUUUUCUUUACUCAUCCCCAUUUUCAGACUCCUGUUCUCCAAAAUCCCCAAUUUCCUUCUCUUCAACGUCUUUGUCUUCUCAAUCUCGUCUUCUCCUCUCACUUCUCUCUCCAGUGGCUUCUUCAACCCACCAGGAAUUGCCCAAGUUGUCAACCGGUGUCAUUGUUCCAAUGCCAGCCCAUGGAGUUUCUUCCAAUCUCUCUUAUGAAGAAACAGAGUUUUGGAAACAACCUGAUGGAGAAGGCUAUAGGCCUUGCCUAGAUUUCAGCUUUGAAUAUAGGAAGGCAUCUGCCAAGAUCUCUAAAGAGAAGAGAAGAUUCUUGAUGGUGAUGGUUUCGGGUGGAUUGAAUCAGCAGAGAAACCAAAUUGCUGAUGCUGUUGUAAUUGCCAGGAUUCUUGAAGCUGCUUUGAUCGUCCCUGUUUUGAAGGUUAACCUCGUAUGGAAAGAUGAAAGGCAAGUGAUUUUUGUUACUUUUUCUCUGUUCUGUUCAUUUCUUUUUGUUUUUUUUCUGGGUGUUUCUAGAAAUGGGGUUUUGCUAAUUCUCAGUAAAUUCUCGGACAUUUUCGAUGUUGAACAUUUCAAGAAGACAUUACGAGCCGAUGUUCGAGUUGUGUCGUCUCUUCCAUUCAAGCAUUUCAAGUCAAAAGAGACCAAGAUUCCCCAUGAUAUUUCUCCUCAUUGGAUUCGUUCAAAAUUUUUAACACAGCUCUAUAAAGAAAGGGUUCUUGUACUAAGUGGGUUGGAUUCGAAACUCACCAAAAACCUUUCUUUUGACCUGCAAAAGCUCAAAUGUAAGGUCGCAUUCCAUGCACUAAAAUUUGCAGCUGCAAUUCAAGAGCUUGGAAACCAGCUAACUAGGAGAAUGUGGAUUGAGGGACCAUAUAUAGCCAUCCAUCUCCGCUUAGAGAAGGAUGUUUGGGUUAGAUCUGGUUGCCCUACUGGUUUAGGUUCGGAUUAUGACGCCAUCAUUGCCGAAACUCGGAAUUCUCAGCCCGAGUAUCUGACGGGAAGGAUAAACAUGAGUCACAUUCAGCGUAGACGUGCCGGAUUAUGCCCUCUAAACGCUUUGGAAAUUGCAAGGCUUCUAAAGGCUCUUGGAGCUCCAAAACAAGCAAGGAUUUACACUGCAGGGGGAGAGCCCUUUGGAGGAAAGAAGGCUUUGCAACCACUUAUUGCAGAAUUCCCAAAUAUUGUAACAAAGUACACAUUAUCAAGAGAAGGAGAGCUCUCACCCUUCAUCAACAAGUCAUCUGCCAUGGCUGCCAUUGAUUACAUUGUGUCCUUGAGCAGCGAUGUCUUCAUGCCGUCCCAUGGCGGAAACAUGGGUCGAGCUAUGCAGGGGCAUCGAGCAUAUGUGGGACAUAGAAAGUACAUAAAGCCGAACAAAAGAGCGAUGCUCGAAUACUUCGAUGAUGCAUCGAUAAGUGAAACAGAGCUAGGAACAAUAGUGAGGAAGCUGCAUAAAGGAUGUAUGGGGAAACCUGAGCGAAGAACAAAGAGGAAAGAUCGUGAUAUUAUUGCAUAUCCUAUGCCAGAAUGUAUGUGCCAAAGCUAACACUAAAACUGCUUCUCUUAUCAUUUAAAACCUUCAAUUCAAUUCAAUAAAACUGCAUUGUAAUUGUAACUCCAUCUUGGAAUGCUAAUCAAUGCAACUUCUCUAUUUUCGAAGGCCAA
Molecule: messenger RNA, 2738 nt
Organism: Cucumis sativus (cucumber)
Lineage: Eukaryota; Viridiplantae; Streptophyta; Magnoliopsida; Cucurbitales; Cucurbitaceae
Product: O-fucosyltransferase 37
Exons: 5
Coding region: 856-2619 (587 amino acids)
Cellular component (GO): cytoplasm
Source: RefSeq, a predicted model, not a curated record